CCGAAGGCACAAGUCUUCAGUUACUUAUUUGGACUCCAGCUGGUAAGGAGUCAGUUGCCUAGUUAGCCUACCAUUCAGGGUGCGGUUAAUACUGACUAAAAGAAUACUGCUGCACAGUUAGACUCCCAAGAGGAACCAGGCAGAGGGAGGAUGGAACCUCUUACAUUCCUCCUCCUAUUAGCAGGACUAGUGGGAGCAGCAUCUACUGACAAUUCAACAGCAGAAAACAUCACAUCAGCACCACCCUUACCAUCGUCUCUCAAUGCAACCUCACCUCAAGUCAACAUGACCACAAUACCACUUAACUCAACCUCAGCAGGUAACAUCAACUCAGCAUUACCUUCACAAACAACACCAGGCAGCAUGACCUCGCCGUCACUCAAUGCUACAUCACCAGAAAACGUGACAUCAGCACCACCCUUACCAUCGUCUCGCAAUGCAACCUCACCUCAAGUCAACAUGACCACAAUACCACUUAACCCAGCCUCACCAGGUAAUGUGACAUCAGCACCUCCUGCAGCAACAACACCAGUCAGCAUGACCUCAACACAUCUAAAUGCAACCUUACCAGGUAACAUCACCUCAACAUCAUCCUCACCAAUAACACCAGGCGUCAGGACCUCGCCGCCACUCAAUGCAACUUCACCAAAAAACGUGACAUCAGCACCACCGUUACCAUCGUCUCUCAAUGCAACCUCACCUCAAGGCAACAUGACCACAAUUCCACAUACUUCUCCGGGUAUAGUGACAUCAGCACCACCCUUACCAUCGUUUCUCAAUGCAACCUCACCACAAGGCAACAUGACCACAAUUCCACAUGCUUCACCGGGUAUAGUGACAUCAGCACCACCCUUACCAUCAUUUCUCAAUGCAACCUCACCACAAGGCAACAUGACCACAAUUCCACAUACUUCACCGGGUAUAGUGACAUCAGCACCACCCACAAAACUAGUCAGCAUGACCUCAGUGCAUCUAAAUGCAACCCUACCAGAACCAGUCAACAUGACCGCAGCGUCACGCAGUACACCCAACAUGACCUCACCAACAGUCAAGCCAUUAUCUCCAGACCUAACUUCGCAAGGAACAUCCAUACUUUCAAAUGUCACCUUUUUUAGCACUACAACUAAAGCUACAGCUCCAACCACAACUACAACUGCCGCGCCAGCACAAGCACCUAAAAUCAAUUUAGGAUUUAAGCUGCAGCAAAACUUUUCACCAGAACUUGCAAUCAAAAGCUCACCAGCCUUUAAACAGUUAGAAUCAAAAGUGACUGAACAGCUCAACAACGUCUAUAGUAAAAGAUUUGGAUCUAGCUUUAAUCGAACUGUCAUCAAUAGUUUCAGUCAAGGAUCCAUUGUGGUUGAUGCUGAGCUGAUAUUCAAUAAUGUCAGCACAUUACCAAAUAUCAGCUCUGCAGUUGCAACUUUGACAGAAGCUGUUGCAAGCUCAACUUUUAACCUCUCAGUUAACACGUCAUCUAUUUCAGCAAAAGCUGUGACAAUAGCACCAACAGAACAAAUCACAACAUCAUCUUCAACAAUGAAUCCAAGUACCACACCAGCUACUGCCAAUGCCACGAAUGCUACCUCAAAUGCAGCGACAACUUUGGGCUCGCUUUUCAGGCUUUAGCUCAAAAAGUGACCAAUGAGAUAAACAGACUGGUUAAAAAUGUCUUUGCAUCAUUCCUACGCUCCAGGGUUAACAGCUUUAAGAAUGGAUCAGUAGUUGUCAACAUGACUCUUGUGUUCCAAGAUAAAAACUCGGUUCCAUCACUAACUAAUGCAACUACAGCGCUGACACAAGCAAUCCAAAAUACCACACUGGGCAUCAUAGAAGGCAGUAUAAGAGUGUCAUCAUCAACCAGUCUUCAGUCUACAAUUGGCAUAUGGGCGCUAACACUGUUGACUGUGGCACAAAUCAUGAUCAACAUGUAGGCACCACUCAAGUUCACUCCAGUGACUUCACCAAAAGUUUUUACUGUGCUAUAAAACCGGGUGUGCCGACCAAAGGAAAAACAAAAGAUAUAAGAAGCUAGCAUUAUGAAAUUUACCAAGAUGAAGUAAUUUGGUGCUCAGAUGUGUGCUGAGUGUAAAAGAUUAAUAUAUAUAUCUUAUAGUAUUUUCCAGACACAAAUUUAUGGUGCAAAAUAUCUAAUACUUUUUGGCAACGUAUUGGCAGUUACUUGUGAGUAACACAUUAGCUUGUUAGUGCACUUGUUUUCGUUGCUAUUGUGGCAUUAAAAAAAACUAUAAAAACAUACAUAUUAAUUUACAAUGUGCAUUGCAAGAUGCGAAUUAAUAUCCAAACAUAUUAUUGAGUUAAAUGGUGAAAGAGAAGAUGUGCAUAUUUAAUGAUGUGAGUUGAACUGAAAUGAUCUUGAUGCAGCAGACAAGUGAUUGAUUCUGUCAUAAUCAUACAGUAUCAGGUGAAUAGUUUGGAAGGUGGAUUUUAAAUGAGAAACAGCAUACUAGUCUAGCAAAAUAUUUACAUACUACUGUCUUAAUAAAAAAUAAGUUGUUUUUCUUCUUUUCAUUGAUUAAUUAGUGCAUUGAUUAAAAGAUCUGUAUGCCUCUAUAAUGAAAUUAAUAAAACCAUUAUUUAUUCAACCAAGUACUAGAAUCUUAGGCUUAAUAUGCUUCUUGUGAUUUGUAAAUGCCAUCUCUUUUACUCUGCAUUUUUUCACUGCAUUUUUUCCUUUUAAUAUCAGAAGAAGGAAAAACUACUGCAAAUAAUAAUUAUUAGUGGUGUGGUGAAUGUGAUUUGUAGAUUUGUGAACUUUAUAUUUAUCAAAAUAAAGAUUAUGACAAUUA
Molecule: messenger RNA, 2810 nt
Organism: Haplochromis burtoni (Burton's mouthbrooder)
Lineage: Eukaryota; Metazoa; Chordata; Actinopteri; Cichliformes; Cichlidae
Product: mucin-5AC
Source: RefSeq, a predicted model, not a curated record